AUGAAGAAUGGUAUAUUCCUUUCACAAGCAAAGUAUGGUAAAGAGAUGCUAAAGAAGUUCAACAUGGAAGAUUGCAAGCCUGUGAGUACUCCAAUGAUGACAAGUUGUAAGCUUAGCAAAGAUGAUUAUUCUCCUACCGUUGAUCAUAAGAUGUACAGGUCUAUGGUUGGUAGCCUAUUAUAUCUCAUUGCUUCUGGGCCAGAUAUUCUUCAAGCUAUGAAAGGGUUUGAGUUGAUAGCCUACUCGAAUGCAGAUUGGGUAGGUUGUGUAGAUGACAGGAAGAGCACCAAUGGAGUUGCAUUCUAUCUUAGGGAGAGUUUAGUCACAUGGCACAGCAAAAAGCAAGACUCAAUUUCUCUCUCUACAGCUGAAGCUGAGUACAUGGCAGCUACUUCUUGUUGCACUCAGAUACUUUGGAUGAUUCAAAUGCUGAAGGUCCUUCAUGUUGAGCAAGCACUACCAGUGACUAUCUAUUGA
Molecule: messenger RNA, 477 nt
Organism: Telopea speciosissima
Lineage: Eukaryota; Viridiplantae; Streptophyta; Magnoliopsida; Proteales; Proteaceae
Exons: 2
Coding region: 1-477 (158 amino acids)
Source: RefSeq, a predicted model, not a curated record